UCGAAAACGUGGCUUCGAGUCACGCUUGAAAUUUGAAUCGUUAAAAUUUUCACAAUCACGUUCGUUCCCCAUCGUUGGCACACUGUAUUUCUUUCAAAAAAUAUAUUGCUUACUUACUGUGACUUUCGGCAAAAACAGCCUCGCCUCUGAAAUUGCAAUGUGAAAAUAUUAAUAUUAUCGAGUAAAACUCGCGCGUUAAAAAAAAAUGUGGACAGAACGUUGGCGAAAAUGCGAAGCCCAAGCAGCCAAUCGAUUUGCCGAUUCCGAAAGGUAUGAACGACGAACUCGACGAGGACGAAGACGAUCUCGAUGAUGAGGACGACCUUGACGCCGACACGGACGACGAAGACGACUCUGACGCGGACCCCGAGGACGUGCUCAGCGACCAGCCUGACGACGAAGAGAGCGACGAGGAGUACCUUGACGAUUACGACACCACGACAAGUCGAUUAUCAACGACAAUUUCAACGACGGAAAAACCUAAACAGGACAUAACGGCGAUGCCAUUGCCAGUUAGCACCAGCACGCAACAAUCGCCGCAGUCGCAGAGCACGCCAGAUCCGUAUCUAACACACUUUGAUCCCCGUUCCGAGCAUCAGAGCUACAAACAGGCACAAAUGAGGCUCGAGGAGGUGCACAAGGAGAAAGUGACAAAAGUGAUGAAGGAUUGGAGUGAUCUCGAGGAGAAGUAUCAGGACAUCCGUGCUCACGAUCCGGUAGCCGCCGACGCCUUCAAACGAUGGAUGACCGCACGAUUCCAGGAGACCGUUGCCGCGCUGGAGGAAAGUGGCGCCGCAGAAAAACAUCAGUUGAGUGCUAUGCAUCAACAGAGAGUGCAAGAGGCUGUUAAACAGAGGAACGAGGAAGCGAUGUCGUGUUAUACCGCUGCGCUGAACGAGACUCCUCCCAAUAUGCAUCGCAUUCAGAAGUGUCUGCAGAAACUGCUUCGUGCUCUUCACAAGGACAGGCAUCACACGAUCGCUCAUUAUAAACACUUGCUGGAUAGCAGCUUGGAACAAGCCCAACGCGAGAAACCAGCAACGUUGGAGCACUUGGCGGAGAUCGAUAGAAUCACCAAUCAGAGCCUUUUGAUGUUAGAACGGUAUCCUGAUUUAAGCGCAAAAAUUGGCCGCCUUAUGGAUGAUUACGUUUUGGCCCUCAGGAGCAAAGAUGAGACUCCUGGACUGCUGCUAGCGAUGACACGAGAAGCGGAAGCAGCUAUUUUAGACAAAUAUCAAGCUGACGUCACCAGCAAACAACAAGAAAAAGAGCAUCAGAAGCAACUUGAAAGGGCACGUAAGGAGCAACGUAAAGCGGAACGCGGCGAAUUACGUACCGAGCAAGCGCAACAGGAAGAAAACGACUCGAUAAACGACAACAAAGAGCCUCAACAACAACAACAACAACCAGAACAACCAUCGGCAGUAGCCGCGAUGCACAGUGAAGGACUCGUUAGAGCAGCUCACAGCAUGACUCAUGAUAUUUCUCACUCCGAACCGGGUUACUCCAUGAGAAGGGAAGCAUAUCACAGAGAGAGUCGAUCCGUCUAUUUUACACUUGCGUUUGCUGGAAUUGCACUUAUGGCUGCUGCGGUAGUUGGUGUAGCGGUAUUCAAAAGACGCAGUGCGAGAAGCCCCCACAGUCAGGGUUUCAUCGAAGUUGAUCAAGCGGCUACACCGGAGGAGCGACACGUUGCAAAUAUGCAAAUUAACGGAUAUGAAAAUCCUACAUAUAAAUACUUCGAGGUCAAAGAAUAAUCGAAUCACCUCGGUCUACAGAGUUUUAUUUGAAACUGGUCUUAAUUGUCCGUUCUCGCGUAUGUUCUUCAAGAAUCUCAUAGUAUUUUGUUAGUGUAAGAUAUCUUUCAGGUUCGAGGUUCUUCCGAAGAUUCAAAGGUACUUAUAUAAAUUUACAUCUUAGUGAUACGUGGAAUAAAAUCUGUCCAUAGGGAGAUAGGUAUUGCAAUACAGUAUCAUUAUGCGACGUCUCUUUAUAUAGCUCACGACGUAAUACAACCAUUACUUUAUGCUCUAUGAUAUGUAUAAAGCAAUGUUCAUACUACAUCUGAUAGAUAGAAAUUGAUGCGAGUUUUUACCUACGAUACUCGUGUACCAUCGUGAUUAUCUACGAGACAAUGUGAAAGGGAAACAACACGCCAAUGUGCCAUAUGGGAAACAUGCAAAUUGUCUUCGGAAGUAUCUCAUACACGUUGUUUUCGUUUCGUUGUCAUUACAUGUUAUUGAAAACAAAAAUAAAAUAAGAAGAAAAACGCAGGAAGGAGCGCUCACAAUAAUAAAGAAAAAAAAAAAAAUUAUUACUCGCUAAGGUUACGCGAUAAUACCCUUCGGUCAGAAGGCUGUGGACUAUGAUCAGUUAAUGAAUUUCGUUGUUUUCGGCAACAGAAAAUAACGAAUGCGUCGCAUGAGAAAAACGACGGUGUACGUCUCGCGAGCGGACGCGUUCGUUUAUGUGUUGUGUGCCGUUGGCGCUCUUUGCUGUAUUUUUGAGUUCUGAUAUUUUCGGAGAUAGUCAAUGGCAAUAAAGGUUACGCAGCUUACAUAAAUACGUG
Molecule: messenger RNA, 2569 nt
Organism: Colletes gigas
Lineage: Eukaryota; Metazoa; Arthropoda; Insecta; Hymenoptera; Colletidae
Gene: Appl
Product: amyloid-beta-like protein
Exons: 10
Coding region: 273-1757 (494 amino acids)
Biological process (GO): central nervous system development; axonogenesis
Cellular component (GO): neuron projection; membrane; neuronal cell body
Source: RefSeq, a predicted model, not a curated record